This is a messenger RNA of Symbiodinium sp. CCMP2592, 5952 nucleotides long. NCBI's taxonomy places the organism in Eukaryota, Dinophyceae, Suessiales, Symbiodiniaceae. The record is from the annotation of a GenBank genome assembly.
AUGGUGAACUUCCGCCGCCGAUGGAGUUUGCAGGCAUCUCAAGCCUCUGAAGAUGCUCGAUCCCGGAGUCCUUCCGUUCGCAUUGUUGAAGCAGCAGAGCGUGCUGAUUCUCUCUUUCAGGAGCAUUCACCUCUGCUUUCGGAAGAUGCCAGAUCCUGGAGUCCUUCCUUUUUCAAUGCUGCAUCGCGCGCCGGUUCUCCCCUUAGAGGUCUGGCUGACAGCGACCACGGCCUAGAUCCGGCCCCCGAACGCAGCUCGGGCUCCGAUGGAUGGGAACGUGUGGGAUCUGCACUGCCUCAGGACCCUGGUCCGGUCCUGAGUUCCGAAGUUCAGCGAGCCGUGGUGUAUCAACGUGAUGUGUCCCUGCCGAAGCUUCCCUACGAACAUGGCAUUUGGGGCCUCGUCUUUGGGUCUCCUGCAUCCCUGCCCACCACCCGUUUCCCUGCACCAGUUGGUCCACGGCCUCAACCGAUCCCCACCCCUCCCGACCCGUCCACGAAUUCCCUAGAGCUCUCUUCUGCCGCAGCUCCCCCAGACAUCAGCCUGGCCCGGAUCAAAGCUGCCACUUUUCGUGUCACUGAUGCGGCCCUUCGUGACCGUUGCUUGGUGCAGCUCAAGACUCUUUUGCUUCUUGACCCGUCGGCCACCAAGACCGGUAUUCAGAUGACUACGUGCUUCGGCAAAAUUUUGGAACCUGACCGAGCCCUCUUGGUUCUUCAGGACACGUUGCGGCCCAAGGCCACCGGCACCAUCAGCAAACGCACAGGCUCUCUCUGGCGCUUGGCUCACUACCUGGCCUCCGUGGACGGCCGCAGCCCCUUCAUGGUUUCGGAGCCCCUUCUCUAUGAGUAUCUCUGCUCACUUCGUGAAGCUGACAGUGGUGCUACUUCCGGCGCCUCCGCUUUGGAGGCCUUGCGCUUCGCUGACGGUUUGUUUCGCUUCCAGCGGAUCUCUCUGCGUGAGGUGGACAGCGCCCGCAUUCGUGGUGUGGCGCAUGCCAUGUAUGUUCGCAAACAAAAGCGCAAGCAAGCCCCUGCCUUGACUGUUCGUGCCAUCCGCUUCCUGAUGGCAUGGUGCUGCGACCCGUCCCGGCCUCUGCAUACGCGCAUUAUCUCUGGCCACCUUCUUGCGUGCAUCUUUGCAGUCGCGCGUUGGUCUGACUUGCGCUUCCUUGCCUUCUUCCGGGUGCUCUCUGACGACGAGUUCAGCAUCUUCGAGUCCGCGACUUCCCAGCACAAGACCGCACACUCCAAGGAGGCCCAGGUCGAGCUCCUUCCAUUCAUUGGCUUAGGUCAGUGGCCGGGCUGUGAGUCAUGGGCUGCGUGUCUUGCGACUCUUCGAGCCGAGUCCGACCUCUCGCAGGGCCUGCCAUCCUGGAACGAACGCGAGCAGAAGUGGGCUCUCGGUGAUCCCAUGACUACUUCCGAGGCCACUGGAUGGUUGCGGGAGAUCCUCUCUCAUGAGCUUGACCCCACCGAUGUGCGGGCACUUCGUGCCCACUCCUGCAAAACCACCUUGUUGGCCUGGGCUGGCGUGAGCCCUCUCUUCACUCGUGAAGAACGCACAUUGCUUGGACAUCACAUUGAGGCUUCUACUCGGUCGGCAACUACAUACGACCGCCAGGCCAUCAUUCGUCUUCAGGCCAAGGUUUGGCACUUGCUGAUUUCCAUCGACUCCGGCGAGUUGAGUCCUGAUGCUGACGCUCUUGGCCGACUGCGUUCCAUGGUGCAGGUGCAUGCGCCCCGUCCAGCUUCUGCUCAGACCUCCGAGGAGCCUGCAUCUAGCUCUUCUUCCGAUGAUGAACCCGCCGGUCUUCCUGCACCGCUACAUCGAGAUCGAGUUCCCCUGCCGGCCGCCGCCUACGAGUACGCCUGGCUUGUGCACUCUGUGAGCGGUAUUGUCCAUGUGCAGUCUCCCCACUCACCUGAGCGUCUGAUGUGCGGCUCGCUGCCUAUAGAGCUCGGAUUGGCCGCAACCUUUGUGCAAGAGCUGCAUACCGGGGGCAUCGACACGUAUGCCUCUCUUGCCUUCUGUCAGCCACACCAGGCUAACAGUGGAAUCGACGAUGUUGCACUUAUGCGUCAUGUGGGCUCGCUCGUCUCUUCAGCUCUCUCGGCUCACCAGACCACUGCCCUGCGCCGCCUUGCGUUUGAGGCGCAGGCUCUGGCUCUUCAAGAUCUGCGCAGCAAGCUUGAACGCACCUCAGAUUCCGAGCCGAAAGUUCUUCCCUUACAGGAGAAACUCGAGCGCAGCUCUCGCCUACAGAAUCGGCUCGUCGGGGUCACCUUCACAGAUCACAAUCAGCCUGCGCAUGCCCUGGUGGACAAGGCAUCUCAGCAGUUCGAUGAGGGCGUCCUUCAAUACCUGCAGCUCAACAAGUGCAUCAGCCGUUACCAAGAGGCCCUUGCUGAACGCUCUUCCGCUUCUCUGCGCUUCGGCUCGGAUGGUGCCAUCAAGGUGUCGCGGGAGUCCGCGGGUGGUGAGUGCGAUAUCUCCACUGCCCACCUCCUUCGUGCCGCUUUUCAGCGGCGGGCCAUGGCUUACGACAUCGCGGGUGUUGCCACCUACGAGGCUCUGGAUGCCUGGGCCCAGAAUCUCUUUGAUCGUCUUUCGACUCCUGUGCCCUCCAGUCGUUACUCUCCUAUUGGCCUCGAGCAAAUUUUGGCAGCUGACAAAGCCCUUUGGGUUCGCUUGUCUCAGCUCAGUCGUGGGCUUCUGGGCCGCAGUGACGCCGCCACCGGUGCCUUGCUGGUUGACAAUUUGAUUCUGGAUUUGAGCAACCACCCCGAGGUCGUCUGGCAUUUCCUCCCGCUGGCGAAUGCUUCUCACACCCCACCUCCCAAGCCUCAUGCUGCACAGGCCGCCCGCAAGCGCAAACGCCAGCGUGCCUCCUCUGCUCCACCUGUGCCUGCUGCGUCACCGGGUCGAACCCCUGCGAAGGGCCCAGGCAAAGGCUCCGGCGCCGGCUCUCGCAUCCAAGUGCCUGAUGGCUGCACCAUUCGUUUUUCCAAGGGCCCCAUUUGCAUGAAGUACAACCUGGGGACCUGCCGCGCUUCUCAUGUGAAGCCUGGCGCUCGUUGCAGCAACGGCUACCACGUGUGCUGGAAAAUCGGUGGAGGCGUGUGGUAUGAGUCCCCCUCCGGCACUUCUCAUCGCCUCUUGGACGGUGUCGUGACGCCUGGUUGUGUGCUUGAUGUGGCCUCCGGGCCCGUCUUCCUUCCUGCUGCCGAGGCGCGUCACCAAACGCUUCUUUGGGAGGGCACUCGCUGCGUUCUGGUUGCCUUCACUUCUCUUGACGCGCACACCCUGUGCCCCGCCGAUCUCGACACUCUAAGUCGCGCCGGCUUCUCUUGUGGCGCACCUGGCAUGCCAAACGCUCUGCCUCCUGUCCCGCAAACCAGCCUGCGACCCAUGGCGGUCGAACUUUGCGCCGGCUCGGCCUCCCUGUCGGCCGCUCUUCGCGCUGCUGGCUUCGCCACCUUGGCGGUCGACCACCACUGGAAUACGCAUCCUCCGCAGCACUCCAUCUGCCAGCUGGAUCUCAGCUGCCCCCAGCAACAGGCUCUCUUGCUCCGAUGGAUGCGCACACAGCCGCUUGCACAUGUGCCAAUGCCGUAUUCUGGUUCGCUUUUGGACGUCCUGGAGCUUGCCGCCAGCAUGGGUGCCACCGUCAGCCUCGAGAACCCUUCUCGAUCCUGGCUAUGGUCAGCGCUACGUGCCAUGGCCGAGGAAUCCCAGCGUGUGCAUCUCCUCGCCCAGCUCGAAGAAUGCAUCUUUGACUCUUGCAUGCACGGCGGCCGCCGCAAGAAGAGCACCAAGAUCUUAGGAUCCCCCGGCCUUUUCAGCAGCCUCCGGGCCUCUUGCGACUCCUCACACACCCAUGCGCCGUGGACCGUUGACCCGACUGCCAGCGGGCCGCGCUUCGCCACUGCCGAGGAAGCGCAGUACCCUCGCUUGCUUUGUUUGCGCAUGGCGCAGGCUCUAGCCGCGCGUCACCAGCUCCCCGAGCCUGUGCCUACUGCUUCCGCCAGUCUAUCUCAGAGCGUCCGCCGCGGCUCUCGCCCGCUCAUCCCCGAGUUCUACGAGUGUGCCCGGGUGCCUGCCGCCUCCCUCUGCAGCCCCACGAAUCCUGGCCAAGUUCUCCCAACGGUGCUGAAAGAUGCCGUGGACACGGUGUUGACAACCGACCCGGUCGACACAGCAAAACGGCGUCUGCAGGCUGUGAUAACCAUCAAGCAGCUAGCCAAAGAGCUUGAGGGGAAAGAAGACGAGUUCAAAUCGUCCCUGGACCCAGACGUGGCAAGCAUCCUCAGUCCCAAGAAACUUUGCAUUCCUCUUGUUGGGACGCAUGGGCGUGAAGCCAUGAUUCAGUCUCGUAAGAUCCCCAGUGACCAGCAUCAGAACGACCUUGUCUCGGCCUCCAUGGAAGAGGUCAGCAGGGGCGAUCUGAAAGGCCCCCUCACGGAGAGCGAUGCCCACCAGCACUUCGGUUCCGAGCAUUGGUUACUCAACCCCAGGUUCCCGAUUUACCAGGGAGUUAGUCUUAAGCUUAGGGUUAUAGACGACGCCAAGGCAUCAGGUUUAAACUCUGCCUUCUCCCCGUCGUACAAAGUCAAGCUGAUGGACAUUGACGUCUUAGCCUGCCUAGUAGCCCACGUGGCCUCAGGCCUGCACUUGGGGCACUGUGACGGGAACCCGGUACACCAUCUCGUGGCCUCGUCAGAGUGGGAAGGAGGCACGCUUGACUUGGCCCGAGCAUACAAGCAAGUACCGAUUGACCCAGCCUCGAGGCCCUUCUGUGUCGUGGGCUUCCCGACCUCGGAAGGGUGGCAGUACUACAGGUCGGACGUGCUUCCAUUCGGCUCCAACGCCUCGGUGUACGCAUUCCUGAGGAUCUCACGUGCGUUGCACCAUGUGUUGGUCAAGUUCCUCGCCGCACUUACCACGGUAUUCUACGACGACUUUCCCAUCAUAGAACCGGCCAUGGGAGCUCCGGUCCUGAAAUCUGCGGUAUCGGCCGUCCUCGACUGCUUGGGAUGGGCCCAUUCCAAAGACGGCGACAAAGCCCUGCAAUUCGCCGGCUCGUUCGUCGCCCUCGGGGUCUUGGUCGAUCUGAGGGGAAUUCGGUCCGCCAAAUUCCGCCUAUCGAACAAGCCAGGCAGAAUCGACAGGCUAGUCGAGAUGAUCCAGCAGUUCAGCGACGAGGGGCGCGUCGACUCCGGACGGCUCUCGAUUCUGCAAGGUCACUUGAACUUCGCCGCCGGGUUCUACAUGGCCAAGGGACUACGCUUCCUGUCCAAGGAAUUUGCCAAGUUGCUGGAUGGGCGUCGUUCCACAUCCGAGAUCAGAGCUCUGUGCAGGCUUGCCAUAGCUCUUCUUCGGGGGACUCCUGAGCGCGAGUUUGACUUGGCCGUCACUGGGCAGCCUGUCAUCAUUUUCACUGACGGGUCCUGGGAAGGGGGCAGGGCAGGCGCCGGCGGAGUCGUUUUCGACCCAGCCACAGAAGCCACCCAAGUCUUCGAACUGGAAGUUCCGGGUGAGCUCCUUGCGGCAUGGCAACAGCAGGUGGGCACUCAGCUCAUCUGCCAGAUCGAAGCUUACGCUGCAAUAUCUGCUAGAUACCUCCUCCGACAUGUCAUCCGAGAUCGCCUCGCGGUCAUGUGGAUCGACAACGAAGCAUCGAGGGUAGCUCUCUCCAAGGGGACCGCGGACUCCGAGUCUCUGAGAGCCAUGGCCAGGGUCAUGCAGUCCAUCGAGAUCUCUCACCCUUCGGUGCUAUGGUACGAGAGGGUUUGCUCCUUCAGCAACCCUGCGGACAUGCCGUCCAGGGGGGAUGCAGAGGCUGCAGCCCGCCUCUUCGGUGGCAGAGUCGUUGACCUCGGCUCAGAUGGACCUGUCAGGGACGCGAUCCUCCUUGCUGUAAGAGAUCCCUACGCCAACCUGGUGGUGUAG